GUGUGUAUAUGUAUAGGUAUAUGUAUAUUUUAGUUCGAUGUUUGAAAACCCCAAAAACUGGUUUUCUUUCUAGUCGCACUCUCGCUCUCGAUUUCAGUCUUUAGUUUCGCUGUGCGAUUCCUCAAUUGGGUUGUUGUAGAGGAUUUUGUAACCAUGGCAACAAAAAGAGUAAAGAGAAACCGUGGAGAAAAAGGGGUACAAAAUGAGCCCGACAUCAUGGCCAAAGACCGAAUAUCACAAUUACCUGAUUCUCUCAUAUAUUAUAUUUUUUCAUUCCUUCCUACCAUUCAUCUUGUUAGAAUGAGUCGUGUUUCAAGGCGUUGGAGACGGAUGUGGGUUUCUACUCCCUUCUUAUAUUCUGAUUGUCAUUUCGAUGAUGUUACUUUCACUAAGAACGUAAAUAGAUCAAGUAUGUUCCUAAAAUUUGUGGGAAACUGUUUGAGAUGUCGAAAGAAAUACAUGCAACCAGACACAUUCAUAAUAAGUUUUAAGCUUCACUCAUAUUAUAAACUCGGACGCCAUGAUGCUCAACUAGUAGAUAAGUGGGUGAGGUUUGCCAUUGAAAGCAAAGUGAAAGAGUUAGAUCUUCGAGUGCAAGAUUACUGUAUUCCUCAGUUUGUUUUUACCGCAAGUUCAUUGACGCAACUGAGGUUUCAUGCUUUGGAGUUUGAGGUCGCUUCACUUUCAAACUCAAGUUCAUUAACUCAGCUUAAAUUAAGACCUUUGAAGUUGGAGGUCCCUUUUCUUUCAAAGUUUCCCCCUUUGAAAGUUCUUUCAUUGAGCUAUGUGGAAUCUAAUUAUGAGUCAUUUCAAAAUCUUAUUUCUGGAUGUCUUAUUAUUGAGGAUUUGCAUUUACAAGACCUAAAUGAAAUUCAUCCUAUGCAUGAAUAUUUGUUGGAUAUAGCGGUUGGAAUGUUUGAUUUCUGGGCUUCCCCUCCUUGAGAGAUUUACUUUAACUUGUUUCCAUGAAGUAAAUAUUAGUAUCCAUAGUCAUAGCCUGAAAUAUUUAUCCCUUGAUGCAUAUGGAGAUAUC
Molecule: messenger RNA, 1033 nt
Organism: Ziziphus jujuba (common jujube)
Lineage: Eukaryota; Viridiplantae; Streptophyta; Magnoliopsida; Rosales; Rhamnaceae
Product: putative F-box/FBD/LRR-repeat protein At5g44950
Exons: 2
Coding region: 154-942 (262 amino acids)
Molecular function (GO): protein binding
Source: RefSeq, a predicted model, not a curated record